UAGACCAACGCGAUAUUUUUCUCCCACAGGUUCCCACUCUGAGAAUCACAUAUUUCACGGUCUGUUUACUAAAUCCCCAUCACCAAGUGUUUCUCGCGUUCCUCAACCCCCAUAAAACUCGCGUCCACUCAUUAUCUCCAGUUCACACCCCCCAGUUAUCUCUAAUUACCGAAAAAAUCCCCCCAGAGCCCUCGAGAAAUUCGAAAGAACUUUCUAGAUCCUCGGGAAAUUCAUCGGAAAACUUUUAUACCCCACGAGAAUGAUUUCGUGAAAAUGGGCGCUGAUCGCCCAUUUCUCAGUGAGUGAAUUCAUCCCUCGGUGAUCCCAAACAAGUGCACAACCCUCAAAAUGUCCCUCAAUCCCCGAAAAAAUUAUCUGAUCCUCCCCUUGACAGUUAUCACCCUGAUAUGUAUUCAGAGAGUGGGAACUUCGGGGUUGGAUAUGACUGACGAGUUAGAGCAUCAUGGAAGAUGUGAACCGAUAACUAUAAAUCUGUGUCUAAAUCUACCGUAUAACCAGACGAUGAUGCCGAACCUCUUAAAGCACCAGAAACAAGAGGAAGCGGGUCAAGAAGUGCAUCAGUACGCGCCCCUGGUAAAGGUGGACUGCAGCCCAGAUCUGAGGUUUUUCCUGUGCCUGAUGUUCGCACCUGUGUGCACGAUCCUGGAGCGACCCCUGCCGCCAUGUCGAUCGAUCUGCGAGAGGGCGAGGGCAGGAUGCGAAGGGAUCAUGAAGAAUUUUGGAUUCCAGUGGCCGCCGAGUCUAGAUUGCUCUAAACUUCCAGAGUACGGAGAAGAUCCUGACGUCCUGUGCGUUGGAAACAAUGAAACGAGCCCCAGGAUUUCCACGACAGUUCAGCCACCUCUCAGGGUGCCCCUUCCAGAGUUCCAGCCAGCUUGGGACGGAUUCAAACCUUAUGGAGACCUUCUGGGGGGCAGGGACCACGGAUUCGUCUGUCCUGUGCACUUCAGUGUACCUGAGGAACACGGGUACUCUCUCAAGGUCGGGGGGAAGGUCGUGAGGAACUGCGGAGCCCCUUGCGAUGGAAUGUUCUUCUCGGAACAGGAGAGGAGAUUCUCCAGAGCGUGGGUCGGCACCUGGGCCUCUCUCUGCGCUGUUUCUUGCUUUUUUACUUUUCUCACAUUUCUCAUUGACACGGACAGGUUCAGGUACCCCGAGAGGCCUAUAAUAUUCCUCUCAGUCUGCUACCUCAUGGUCGCCCUGGUGUACGUCGUAGGAUGGGCAUCAGAGAACACGAUAUCCUGCAAGGAGCCCUUCCCUCAUCCUCCGGAGUUUCAAGUGCAAAUGGUGUCGACAAUUACUCAAGGGACCAAACACGAGUUGUGCACAUUGCUGUUUAUGGUGCUGUAUUUCUUCGGAAUGGCCUCGAGCAUCUGGUGGGUAAUUCUCACCCUCACGUGGUUCCUGGCUGCGGGAUUGAAGUGGGGACACGAAGCAAUCGAGGCGAAUUCACAAUAUUUUCAUUUGGCAGCUUGGGCUGCUCCCGCCAUAAAGACUGUCACCAUUUUGGCAAUGGGAAAAGUGGAAGGGGACAUUCUCUCUGGAGUUUGCUACGUCGGUCUCUGGAAUGUCGAGGCUCUCAGGGGCUUCGUCCUGGCUCCCCUCUGCGUGUACCUCGUCCUGGGAACGAUAUUUCUCCUCGCUGGUUUUGUUUCCCUCUUUCGUAUUCGAACUGUCAUGAAACACGAUGGGACUAAGACUGAUAAACUGGAAAAACUCAUGAUUCGCAUUGGAAUAUUCUCUGUUCUCUACACAGUGCCAGCCCUCAUAGUCAUUGCCUGUCUGUUCUACGAGCAGGCGUACUUCGACCACUGGAUGCUCACCUGGAACAUGGAGAUGUGCUCGAGACCAGUGCCACAGUCCCUUUAUUCAAUUCCAUGUCCAGUGGGUGAACGCACCAGAGACGUGGGAUAUCGUCCUGAAUUCGAAGUUUUCAUGAUAAAGUACCUCAUGGCCAUGAUCGUCGGCAUCACCAGCAGCUUCUGGGUUUGGUCCAACAAGACCCUGACCACCUGGAGGCAAUUCUUCAAUCACAUACGUGGACGACGUGUCGAGGCGUACGUCUAGAAUACAUCAGGAUUAAAUAAGAUAUUUAGAAAUUUACCUUAAAAAAUCUCAUCCUCGGUUUUCCCUUCUGAUAUCUCCGGACUGAUCAGAGCUGCGAUGAUUUUUGUCUGAAUCUUUUUCGUGGCGAAUUUUAUAAACUACAAAAAAGGUCGUGAUGGUGCGUUCGGUAGCUCGAACGCAGUCGGAGAUAUUCCACGAAAACUGGUAUUGAAUUUCGUUAUUCAAUUACGCUCACUAUUAAUAUCAUAAGUAUCUAGUAUUUUUUUAUAAUUUCAUUAAGAAUCUCGGAAUUAAAUUGGUCCAAUUUUAUAACUCAGCUCAAAUUACUGAAUGGUUGAAGGUGUUCAAAGUUUAUGCAUAAUCAUACGUCCGCAAAAUGUUCCUCAUUUAAUUUUUUUUGUUAUUCAAACUUGUUUUUCAUUCAUUGACGGGAGAAUUAUCGCUAUCUGAUUUUAUGAUUAGUUAUUAAUUUUGUGACUAAGUAACUAGAGAAAUACUCGAGAUAAGACUUUUAUUGGUGAUUAGACGCGUUCAAAAACCGAAAAUUGUAGAAA
This is a messenger RNA of Fopius arisanus, 2642 nucleotides long. It is a transcript of the gene fz, whose product is annotated as frizzled. Gene Ontology annotation, cellular component: plasma membrane. Gene Ontology annotation, molecular function: Wnt-protein binding; Wnt receptor activity. Bases 349 to 2088 code for a protein of 579 amino acids. The transcript has 4 exons. The record is from RefSeq and is a predicted model, not a curated record. Gene Ontology annotation, biological process: non-canonical Wnt signaling pathway; canonical Wnt signaling pathway. Lineage: Eukaryota; Metazoa; Arthropoda; Insecta; Hymenoptera; Braconidae.